Messenger RNA from Rhinocladiella mackenziei CBS 650.93, 1170 nucleotides. RefSeq lists its product as uncharacterized. The transcript has a single exon. Gene Ontology annotation, molecular function: catalytic activity. The coding region runs from base 1 to 1170 and encodes 389 amino acids. The record is from RefSeq and is a predicted model, not a curated record. NCBI's taxonomy places the organism in Eukaryota, Fungi, Ascomycota, Eurotiomycetes, Chaetothyriales, Herpotrichiellaceae.
AUGUCCAGUCUCGAAGGCAUCCGAGUUCUCGAACUCGCGGGUCUCGCUCCUGGGCCCUUCACCGGCCUUAUGCUCGCCGACUACGGCGCGAGCGUUCUGCGCGUCGACCGCGUCACUCCUCCCGCGACACCGAGUCCCGACGUUCUAGUCCGGGGUAAAUCAUCUGUGACUAUCGACUUGAAGUCACCCGGUGGGCGCGAUUUGUUCCUCAAGCUCGUCCCCAACGUCGACGUGCUCAUCGACCCCUUCAGGCCUGGUGUGCUGGAAAACCUUGGCCUCGACCCAGAAAGAGUGCUGAGGAAAUUGAAUCCGCGGCUCAUUAUCGCGAGACUCACGGGGUUCCGGAGAGAGGGCAAGUACGCAACCAUGGCGGGUCAUGAUAUCAAUUAUCUGGCUGUUUCGGGCGUGCUGUCUAUGCUGGGGCCAGCGGAUAAAGUUGGCCCGCCAGGCCGUGAACGUCCACUUCCACCGAGUCCACCGGGAAACUUACUCGCCGAUUUCGCGGGCGGAGGUCUGAUGUGCGUCACGGGCAUUUUGUUUGCGCUGGUCUAUCGGGCACGGACGGGCGAGGGUCAAAUUGUUGAGGCGAAUAUGGUCGAUGGCGUGUCGUAUCUAGCAACGGCGCCGCGCCUGUCGCAGAAAAUUCCAGGCCAGUGGGAUCAGCCUCGGGGCCAGAAUAUGGUCGACGGUGGAUGCCCGUAUUAUAAUGUCUACGAAUGCAAAGAUGAAGGGAGAUACAUGUCCGUUGCCGCCUUGGAACCCCAGUUCUUCGCGGCGUUGUGUAAGGGUUUGAAGCUGGAAGAAGAAGACUGGGGUGGUGGCAAGCGGGACGACCGAAAGACAUGGCCGAAGAUGAAGACUGUCUUCCGGAAGAAGUUCCGAAGCAAGACGCGCAAGGAAUGGGAAGAUAUUUUCGACGGGACGGAUGCAUGUUGUCUUCCCGUUCUAACACCUGACGAAUUAGAGUCAGGAGGAUAUCAACAGCGCACUGCAGUGGGCUUGUCUCGGAGUCCGUCUGUGGACACAAGUCAAGACGGAUGGAAGAUCAAAACAUUGGGGCGAGGUGAGCGUGGUGAGGAUGCACUUCGAGAUUGGCUUGGAUGGAGAAAAGGCAAGGAUUAUGCGAUUGAGAAUGGAGGCUUCGUGGUGAAGAUUUCUCCAAAACUGUAA